Messenger RNA from Ostrinia furnacalis (Asian corn borer), 1136 nucleotides. RefSeq names its product mitotic spindle assembly checkpoint protein MAD1-like. Gene Ontology annotation, cellular component: nuclear envelope; kinetochore; mitotic spindle. The record is from RefSeq and is a predicted model, not a curated record. Lineage: Eukaryota; Metazoa; Arthropoda; Insecta; Lepidoptera; Crambidae. Gene Ontology annotation, biological process: attachment of mitotic spindle microtubules to kinetochore; mitotic spindle assembly checkpoint signaling. The annotation marks the transcript as partial. The transcript is spliced from 8 exons.
AGGGAGUGUAGUCUGUCAUCGCUGGCGGCGGCGCUGGACGCGGCGCUCAGCAGCCAGCUCACCGCCACCGCCGGCUGCUCGCAGGCGCAGACGCAGCUGGCUCAGCUCACCGAGGAUGUAGCUACAAUCAAAUACGAGCGAGACAAGGCCACCACCAAGCUGAAUGACUUGACCACGGUGCGGAAGAAUCAGGAGAGCCUCAUACACCGGCUGCAGAAGCGGCUGCUGCUUGUCACGAGGGAGCGGGAUAGCUAUAGACAACAGCUAGACUGCUACGAAAAGGAGUUAUCGGUGACUCUAUGCGGCGAAACCGGCGCGGGCAGCGCUGCCUUGCUCUCAGCGCGCGUGGAACAGCUGGAGAAGGCUUUGCAAGGCUACCGGGACCUGCUAGCCACUCACGAUCAACACGCGCACACUAAAAUGGUAGAAAGUCUCCGCAACGAAGUGACCAAGUGGCGCGAAGAGGCGGAGUCCCUCCGUCGCGACGUGCAGAAGUUUCGCUCGCAGCGGGACAUGCUGCAAGCGCAUGUCGAACGCCUUGGGAGCAGCCAGGGAACCAAGGUGCUUCACCUGGCUGACAAUCCCGCAGCCGCCGCACAAAAACAAUUCCAAUUGGACUUGGAAGCCGCACAAGAAGAGAUAAAGCAGUUAAAAGCGGCGCUGCGUGAAGGCGGCUCGCGCGCCUGCUCCGAUGCGGACACGCAGGCGCUGCGGCAACAGCUCGAGAACCGAGACAUCAAGCUCAAAAGGAUGAAGGAAGAAUUCACUUCGUCAGCACAAGAAUAUAGAGACGUCUGUUAUAUGCUUCUAGGUUAUAAAAUAGAUAGAACUGGCCAUAAAAAUUAUAGAAUAUCAAACAUGUAUGCUGAGUCAGCAGACGAGUACCUCACCUUCAAGCUUUGUGACGAUGGCAUCGAGAUGGUGCACACCGAUUACUCGUCUACGCUUGGUGAGCUGGUGGAACUACAUCUCCACCAUCACCGUUCCAUCCCACUGUUCCUCUCUGCUCUCACCAUGGAACUCUUCACUCGGACAACGAUGCAGCAAGAUCAGGAGUGCUAAUCGGAUUGAAGUGAAUCAGUGAAGUGUGUAUGUACAGUGAUGUUACAGUGAACGAUGAAUCUAGGAUAUUUAUU